AUGAAGGACCUUCUUGUUUCCAGUGGUGAGAAACCUUAUUACAACUUGGGCGAAUAUGGACGUGAGAUCCACACAACUUCGCAGGAAGCGCGGAAGUGGUUCAAUCGUGGCCUUGUAUGGUGCUACUUAUUCAACCAUGAAGCGGCUACGCAAUGUUUCGAGACGGCGGCUGCCCACGAUCCUAAUUGUGCAAUGGCCUAUUGGGGGAUUGCAUUUGCUUUGGGUCCCAACUACAAUAAAUCGUGGCGCAUGUUCACGUCGGUUGAUCGUCAGAAUUCCCUCAGGAAGAUACUCAGUGCCCUGGCGCGCGCGGAGAAAGUGCAAGCUGAUGUCUCACCUAUCGAAAGAGCACUUAUUUCUGCACUCGCCACUCGCUUUCUGCGCAGCAGCGUCGCCAUUCCAGAAGAUCUGUCACGAUUUGACUAUGCGUACGCAGAAGCUAUGCGUUCUGUCUACGAAGCGUACGGAGAAGACCUGGAUAUAACAACUCUGUUUGCUGACGCUGUCAUGUGUACUCGUCCGCGUCAGCUCUGGAAUCUCAAUACCGGAAAGACUACAGGAGCAGACAUAGAUGAGGCAAGGAUUGCAUUGGAGAAGGGUCUAGCACAAGUCGAAGGACGCAACCACCCUGGUCUAUGUCAUUUGUAUAUCCACAUGAUGGAAAUGUCGCCUUUUCCCGAAUUGGCACUCAAUGCAGCCGACAAUCUGCGACGACUUGUACCAGAUGGUUCGCAUAUGCAACAUAUGGCGACACAUAUUGACACCGCCUGCGGUGACUACCGUCGGUCUGUCGAUUCUAACUUCGACGCCAUACGCGCAGAUGAUAAGUCCGCAGAUGCACUUUAUGCUGCGAGGCGAUUACCUGAAGUCUUAAGUCUAGAAUUCAUGUCUAUCAAAACACCACGCAUGGUAGACUGGACUGAGUGGCAAUUGGUAACAUUACCUCACGCAUUGAUUCGUUUCGGUCAAUGGGAAAAGAUUCUCCAACUUCGACUGCCAGCAAACAGGGAUCUGCUCAGCGUUAUGACAGCGACAGUGCAUUAUGCACAAGGAAUCGCCUUCGCUGUACUUGGCCGGAUUACGGAGGCUUGCCACGCAAGGGACGCCUUUGAAGACGCUCGUAAGGCUGUACCCGACAAUCCUAUGCUUGAAGGCGAGUUGGAAUAUCGCAAGGGCAACCACUCUAAGGCGUUUUCCAUCUUGCGUCACGCCAUUAACUUAGAAGAUAACCUUGCUUACGCCGACCCACCGCUAUGGAUGCAACCUGUUCGACAUGCUUUCAGUGCUCUUCUCCUUGAACAGGGUUAUUCUGAAGAAGCGGAGAAGCUUUACCUGGAGGAUCUAGGGUUGAGUGAUAGCCAUCCCCGACGAAAGGCACGCAUCAAUAACGUGUGGGGCUUACAUGGCCUUUAUGAGUCCUUCAUGCGAAAUGGCAAGGAGGAGAAGGCUAAGAGUAUCCGCAUUCAACGCGACAUCGCGAUGGCUGCCUCCGAUGUUCCCAUAAAAGCUUCAUGUUUCUGUAGACUUUCGGCUAUCAAGAGGGACUAUGACUGUCAUUCGUAA
This is a messenger RNA of Alternaria burnsii, 1563 nucleotides long. RefSeq names its product tpr domain protein. The transcript is spliced from 4 exons. Gene Ontology annotation, molecular function: protein binding. The record is from RefSeq and is a predicted model, not a curated record. Bases 1 to 1563 code for a protein of 520 amino acids. NCBI's taxonomy places the organism in Eukaryota, Fungi, Ascomycota, Dothideomycetes, Pleosporales, Pleosporaceae. Gene Ontology annotation, cellular component: intracellular anatomical structure.